Molecule: messenger RNA, 1512 nt
Organism: Erythranthe guttata (spotted monkey flower)
Lineage: Eukaryota; Viridiplantae; Streptophyta; Magnoliopsida; Lamiales; Phrymaceae
Gene: G4
Product: UbiA prenyltransferase family protein
Biological process (GO): chlorophyll biosynthetic process
Cellular component (GO): membrane
Molecular function (GO): chlorophyll synthetase activity
Source: RefSeq, a predicted model, not a curated record
UAAAAGGACAAGAGCUGCAUUGAAAUAGGGAGGAGUGAGAGAGGGGAGUGUUAUCACAAGGAAACCCAUCGGAAACCAAAGCUUCAAUCUCUCUCUUCCGAUUUCUUCAAUGUCUUCUUUAGUCAACACCGUAUACUCCGUAAGACUAUCUUCCAGCGCCGAAGCAUCUUGCCCGCCGCGAAAUCGGCGGCUCGCCGCGAAGCCGAGCUGUAUUUCUCUCAACAGGAGGAGACUUGUAGUAAGAGCUACUGAGACUGAUACGAACGAAGUUGGAGCAAAGGCACCGGAUAAUGCGCCGGCCCAGAGUGGUUCGAGCUUUAAUCAGAUUCUCGGUAUCAAAGGAGCCAAACAAGAAACUAAUAAGUGGAAAAUCCGAGUUCAGCUCACGAAGCCUGUUACAUGGCCUCCACUUAUUUGGGGUGUAGUCUGUGGAGCUGCUGCAUCAGGAAACUUCCACUGGACCGUGGAAGAUGUAGCUAAGUCGAUCGUCUGUAUGCUUAUGUCUGGUCCUUGUCUAACCGGCUACACUCAGACGAUAAAUGAUUGGUAUGACAGAGAUAUCGACGCCAUUAACGAACCUUAUCGCCCAAUUCCUUCAGGAGCAGUAUCGGAGAAUGAGGUGAUUACACAAAUAUGGGUGCUGCUCUUGGGUGGCCUUGGCUUGGGUGGUCUCUUAGAUGUGUGGGCAGGGCAUAAUUUUCCGGUGAUAUUUUACCUUGCCCUCGGUGGAUCCUUGUUGUCCUACAUAUAUUCAGCUCCACCUUUAAAGCUCAAGCAAAAUGGAUGGAUCGGCAAUUUCGCUCUAGGAGCAAGCUAUAUAAGUUUGCCCUGGUGGGCUGGUCAAGCAUUGUUCGGGACGCUUACACCCGACAUUAUUGUUCUAACACUGCUCUACAGUGUAGCUGGUCUGGGAAUAGCAAUUGUAAAUGACUUCAAGAGUAUCGAAGGAGAUCGACAGAUGGGACUACAGUCACUCCCGGUGGCUUUUGGCUCUGAGACUGCAAAGUGGAUAUGUGUUGGUGCUAUCGACAUAACUCAGUUAUCCGUAGCAGGGUAUCUUCUGGGUGCCGGUAAACCAUAUUACGCUUUAGCACUUGUAGGCUUAAUCGCCCCACAAGUCUUUUUCCAGUUCAAGUACUUCCUCAAAGACCCAGUUAAAUACGAUGUCAAGUAUCAGGCUAGUGCACAACCAUUUCUUAUACUCGGUCUACUAGUCACCGCUUUAGCAACUAGCCAUUGAUCCUCCCCCGAAGAUAAACGUCAGAAAUCAAGGAGAUUUCCAUAAAUGCUUUGCCGCUUCAACUGUAUGUAGAUCUCUUGCCUAUUUUUUUUUUGCUAUUAUGUUUUUUCUCAUCCAUCAUGUGCUACAUGAUAGAUUCAUAGUUCGUUUUCUUGCUAGACCUUUUGCCAAAUUAAGUAACAGUAGUUUUUUUAUAACUUGAUAGAAUGCACUUAAACUAUUUAUAUCUGUUUUGUUUUUUCAGUUAGUAAAUUUUGAUGAGAAACAAAUAA